GACACGAUACGCGCGGAAAAUUCGCGAAAGUGUAAACGUAUGUAUAAUGUGUGUAAUGCGGACGACGACAAUCAUCCAGAAGAAACGGCAACUUACACCUACACGCAGGCCUACAGAAGGUACCGUUGCAUACGUGUGACGUGAACAUGCUGUCGCUGAAAAGAUUUUUCAACUUACGAAACUCUCGAUAGGAGUAGAAUUUCGUCAUCCCUAACUAGGUGCGGGAAUUCAUUGUAACACAACUGUUACGACUGGACGCUUUUACCAGUCACAUCGAAAGCCAGUGGUCGCCGGGGUGGCCACAUUAAAAGACCGAUGAACGCUUUCAUGGUGUGGGCUCAAGCAGCGAGAAGAAAGCUCUCCUAUCAGUAUCCGCAUCUCCACAACUCGGAGCUGUCAAAGACCCUCGGAAAAUUGUGGCGAAUCUUGAGUGACAGAGACAAACAACCGUUCGUCGAAGAAGCGCAAAGACUACGAAGCGCUCACAAGAAACAGCAUCCUGAGUACAAGUAUCAGCCGAGGCGAAGAAAGCAAAAAUUGGCCGAGCAGGCCGGCAUGGUGCUUGCGCAAUGCAUCGUCCCAACCACAACGAGCUUCGACUCACCGACUGGAUCGACGGGAGACUGCGGCUAUGGACGGCUGUUGUAUCACGAAGCCGGCAAGGCCUACGAUCUACCGACGUCGUACUACGCGGCUAAUCCGUCGAGGACAUACGGAGAUCCAUCAAUGGUGCCAUCCAACCUACCGCCACCAGUAAAGUUCCCGCAGCGACCCGACCACGAUAAGGUAUACGCCGAGAAGCAAGCCUACGACGGUCAGACGCAGCCCCCAAAGUACGAACUACCAAAAACACACCCUGAUUCCAAGCGUCAGGACCUGUUGCACGCUAGGUAUCUCCAUCAUCAUCAUCACCAUCACCAUCAUCGUCACGAAGAAAACGGCGGUGUGCCAAAGUUCGUUGAGCCACAGCCGAGAGCCUAUGAUCUACCGAAAAUUACGGACGCGAUGAAGACGUACCCAGAGAACUUGAAGUACCCCCAUGACUCCAGCGCGGCGAUGAAGCCGUCUUACACGUGUUUCCACAGCGAUUACCACCCCCUCGAAGGUUACGCCGCCGCUCACAGCGACGGUGAUCAUCAGCCUCAAGGCGUUCCUCCAGGACACUCCUUUUACCCCUACGUAACAGCCGCGACCUCGAUUGCGCAGCCCCCUUAUUACAUGGGCCCCCGAUAACUGUACCCGGGUGAUCGACAAGUCACUUCAUCUUGCAUUUGAAUUCGAGUUUUUACGAAGAGUUCAAUCUCGUAGCAAAGGAAUAUGUGCCGUUUUCGAAUAUUGAAAUGUCAUUGUUACGUUAGGAUGUAAAUCCCACUUCAUCGCAAAGUGUCACUGGAGCUCAAAUCGUGAUCUGGCAGUCCGAUUUAUUAGACUUCAUAAUAUAAAAUAAGUUUUAGAACUUUUGGAGAAAUGUUUAAGCCAGGGCUAAUUAAUGAGCAUAAAACUUUUAUUGUUUAUAAAACUCACACCUGUCAAAAAAUGAAAUAAUUCCCAGCACGAUAUACCACUCUUUUCAAACGUUUUACAUUACGUUUACGCACUCAUGAUUGCGAAAGUAAUGUCUAGAUAUUGUGUACGGAUGUAUUAUUUUCCGAUGUAGAAUUGAAUCCCAUUGUCAAGUUUUUGGUCGGGAAGAUGAAAAUAAACUCAUUCGCCUUUGGCUAAAAUAAGAA
This is a messenger RNA of Neodiprion virginianus, 1730 nucleotides long. Its product is annotated as transcription factor Sox-14-like. Lineage: Eukaryota; Metazoa; Arthropoda; Insecta; Hymenoptera; Diprionidae. Gene Ontology annotation, biological process: regulation of transcription by RNA polymerase II. The record is from RefSeq and is a predicted model, not a curated record. The transcript has 5 exons. Gene Ontology annotation, cellular component: nucleus. Gene Ontology annotation, molecular function: RNA polymerase II cis-regulatory region sequence-specific DNA binding; DNA-binding transcription factor activity, RNA polymerase II-specific. The coding region runs from base 316 to 1233 and encodes 305 amino acids.